UAAAUCCAAUGUCCCAAAGCAGGCAAGAAGAGGAAGAGAGCGACUCCGAGGAGAAACACGAGCAGAAGCCAGAAGCGAAUGAGAAGGAGGCGGACGCCAAUGUGGAAGAAUCCGGCUCUGGCCCCUCCGUGGGUCCUCAGACCUCCAUCGCGGAACAAACGCAGAAGCAGGAAAACUGGCUCUGGAGUUGGUUCCCUUUUCCGCUUCUCUCCGGGCUGACCUGGCUGGGCGACAGGUACAGGCCUCUGCAGGAGCCAGUCUGUUGCCAGUUGGAGACAAGGAGAUCCUUUAGCAAGAUGUGCCCAGAGUGUGAAAUUAUGUUCUGCAAAAAGUGCGAGACAUUGCAUUACAGCCAGGCCUUCAUUGAGCAUGGACUGUUGGGCCACAGCACGGAAAGCCUGCCGAAAACUUUGAGCCCAGCACUGAGGGCAGACGUGCAGUUUUCCGUUGAGCGAGAAAGCAAUCACACCUGCCCAAGCCUCUGUGCCCGUUGCGAAAACUGCUUGGUAUGCGUUCGGUUGUCAGAGAAAUUUCCGGUCCAAGGAAGCAGAUUGCCGCAGAGUGAAGAGUUUGUCAACAAGGAGUCAACGAGGGUCAACACCGGCAUGUUGUGA
This is a messenger RNA of Rhineura floridana, 614 nucleotides long. RefSeq names its product chromosome 21 C17orf50 homolog (gene PGBDF). Lineage: Eukaryota; Metazoa; Chordata; Lepidosauria; Squamata; Rhineuridae. The record is from RefSeq and is a predicted model, not a curated record. Bases 9 to 614 code for a protein of 201 amino acids. The transcript has 3 exons.